Messenger RNA from Galendromus occidentalis (western predatory mite), 677 nucleotides. It is a transcript of the gene Polr2J, whose product is annotated as DNA-directed RNA polymerase II subunit RPB11. The transcript is spliced from 3 exons. Gene Ontology annotation, biological process: transcription by RNA polymerase II. The record is from RefSeq and is a predicted model, not a curated record. Gene Ontology annotation, cellular component: RNA polymerase II, core complex. NCBI's taxonomy places the organism in Eukaryota, Metazoa, Arthropoda, Arachnida, Mesostigmata, Phytoseiidae. The coding region runs from base 99 to 452 and encodes 117 amino acids. Gene Ontology annotation, molecular function: DNA binding; protein dimerization activity.
AAGUGGCGGCGGUGCGAGAGCGUGAAAGAAGAAAGCAGUCUCUAAUCGAUUGGAUUGCGAUUUGCUCAGCUGCUGGAACUGUGCACUGAGCCGUAAACAUGAACGCACCGCCAACAUUCGAAUGCUUCUUGCUUUUCGACGGUGAGAAAAAAAUCACGAUCGAAAAAGACACCAAGGUGCCAAACGCCUCCAUCUUCACAAUCAACAAGGAAGACCACACACUUGGAAACAUGAUUCGCGCUCAGCUUUUGAAGGAUCCUCUGGUGACUUUCGCCGGAUACAAGAACCCACAUCCCCUCGAGCACAAAAUUCUACUCCGGGUACAGACGACACCCGAUUCUACACCCGUGGAAGCUCUGAAGAGCGCGAUAAAUGAUCUGAUGUCAGAACUUUCGUUGUUUGAGGAACGUUUCCAAGAAGCGUACAAGGAGAAGUGCGAGAACAUGGAUUGAGCAUCGGAUUUGUUUAAAAUGGAAUGUAUAUAUGAUCAUGUGUAUAAAUUCAGAAGAAUUUCUAUGCUCGAGCCGUCCUUCCUAUCACGGCAAGGAGAGAAAAUGUUUACCUCUCAACGAGCAAUACAUCCAAGCGGCAUUUCGCUCUCUCAUUGUUCGGUAAGUGAUCGAUCAACGCUUCAGGUGCGUUGCCACGUAGGUUUCGAACAUUUGAAGCUCAUCCUA